AUGACUUGGAUUUCACUGCCAAAGCACAGUGAGGGUUAUAGUAAUGGUGCCACACAUUUUGUUAGGAAUGCGUUUGAUAAUUUCUCCAUAGGAAAUGAAUUACGCUGCCCUUGCAAAGAUUGUAGUAACCGUUUCUGGAUUUCUCCGGACAAUGUAUAUGAACAUCUCGUGUUUAAUGGUCCUUGUCCAUCAUUUAGUAAUUGGAUAUUUGAAGUGUCAACCGACAAGUUUAGAAAGCCUAAUGAUGUAGGGAUGGAUGAUUCUGAUAUGUGUAUAGGCCUAGGUGAUGAUUUUGAUGAAAUGAUUCGCAAUGAAGGUAGAGCUAGAAAUGGAAUGAAUAAAGCUGCAAAAGACUUCUAUAAGCUUGUUCAGGAAGGGAAACAACCUCUGUUUCCCGGGUCUGAAAAUUUCACGCAAUUAGGCUUCAUAGUCAGACUUUACCAAUUAAAGUGCAGUCAUGGUUUUACCGAGUCUGCAUUCAGCGGUAUUUUACAAUUGUUGAAGGAAGCUUUCCCGAAUGUAAACCUGCCUUCUUAUUUUAGUGUUGCCAAAAAAAUGAUUAGAGAUUUAGGCCUUGAUUAUGAAAAGAUACAUGCUUGUCCGAACGGUUGCAUGUUAUAUUGGUCUGAAAACAAAGAUGAAAUUAAGUGUAAAUUUUGUGGGGCGUCAAGGUGGGUAGUCCCUAAGAAAGAUAACCGUGCACCUUUUUCUACUAAAGUACAAGAAAACAGCUCUAAGAUUCCCGCAAAAGUCUUGAGAUACUUUCCACUAAAACCAAGGUUGCAACGGCUUUUCAUGUGUAAAGAGUAUUCUGAACUCAUGAAGUGGCAUGCAGUGGGGCGAACAAAAGACGGAAAGUUAAGGCAUCCAGCGGAUGCAGAGGGGUGGAGGUCAAUGGAUGCUAGUCAUCCAAAAUUUGUAGCAGAAAUUCGAAAUGUGAGGUUAGGAUUAGCUGCAGAUGGUGUCAAUCCUUACCGAUCAAUGAAUAUAAGUCACUCCACCUGGCCAGUUGUUCUGGUCAAUUAUAAUCUUCCUCCUUGGUUGAUUAUGAAACCAGAAAAUUUGAUUUUAUCAACACUAAUACCGGGUCCUGAGUACCCUGGUAACGACAUAGAUGUGUAUUUGCAGCCACUGGUUGCAGAGUUAAAAGAAUUAUGGGACAUAGGUUUAGAAACUUAUGAUUCCCACGCUGACCAGACCUUUACGUUGCACGCGAGUCUAUUAUGGACCAUCAGUGAUUUUCCGGGGUAUGCAGUUUUAUCGGGGUGGAGCACGAAAGGUAAGUUAGGUUGUCCCAAUUGCCACUAUUGUACUUCUUCAACCUAUUUGAAACAUAGUCGAAAAGUUGUCUACAUGAAUCAUAGAAAGUUCCUUCCUCCUGGCCACAAGCUUAGGUACGACUGUAAAAGAUUCAAUGGUAUGGUCGAAACAGAUGUAUCUCCACCUCCAUUGUCUGGAAUGGACAUUGAAGAACUAUUAUUUGGAUAUGAGAAUUGUUUCGGAAAGCGAGAUUUAAAGAAAAGGAAACGAGAGACAGGGUGUCCCUUUAAAAAGAAGUCCAUAUUUUUUGAAUUACCAUAUUGGAGGGAAAACCUGGUUAGGCAUAAUCUAGAUCUAAUGCACAUAGAAAAAAAUAUUUGUGAUAAAAUAUUAGGGACUCUGUUGAAUCUUGGCGGUAGGACGAAAGAUCAUCUCAGUGCUCGAAAAGAUCUACAGGAAAUGGGUAUUCGUAAGGCUCUUCACCCUAUCAGAAUUGGUGAUACCAAUCAAUAUGAAAUCAGGGCCGCAAUUUUUGACAUGACUAAAAAAGAAAAGGAGCUUUUCUGCUCAGUUUUCAAGAAUGCAAAGCUUCCACAUGGAACUGCAUCUAAUAUUAGUCGCUGCGUACAUAUUGCUGAAAGAAAGAUAUUUGGGUAUAAAAGUCACGAUGCACACUUUAUGCUUCAGUAUUUACUACAAUUUGCUGUCGUAAAGACCUCAAAACCAGAGGUUGCAGUGGCUUUGCUGAGAUUGAGUGCUUUUUUUAGGGGUUUAUGCGGCAAAGUGAUUGACCUGGAGGAUAUUCCUAAGUUGCAAGAGGAAAUAAUUGAAAUCCUCUGUCAGUUAGAAACAAUCUUUCCACCUGCCUUUUUCGACAUCAUGGUUCACCUUCCAGUUCAUUUGUGUAAGGAACUGGAAUUUGGAGGACCAGUGCACCUUAGAUGGAUGUUCGGAAUUGAGCGAUACCUGUGCAAAUUGAAAUCUUAUGUCCGCAAUAGGAGUAAACCGGAGGGGUCCAUGGCUGAAGGGUAUUUGGCAGAUGAGUGUAUCACGUUUUGUUCUAGAUUUCUAAAUGAUACUAUCAAAACUAAGAAUGAACAAAACAUACAUGUUGGAUACUCAAUUGGGUCAAGAAGAAACAAAGAUGGUAAAUCAGUAGAGUUGGAAGACAAGGAUUGGAUUAAGGUUCAUCGAUAUGUGCUUUUCAACUGUGGAAACAUAGAAAUUGAAAAGCUACUUGGGGAACAUCAUACCUUAAUUGAAAGUCAUGGGAAGUCAAAGAAAUAUGCAAGAGAAAAAUCACAUACAGUAGAAUUUCACCACUGGUUGAAAGAUGAGGUGCAGAAAUUGAAAGAACCUUCAUCAGAAUUGUUAAAUUUGUCAAGGGGCCCUCAACGCGCAGCUAAAAAGUAUUCUGCCCAUGUCGUAAAUGGGUUCAGAUUCCAUACCAAGAAAAGAGAUGCCAAGUGUACUACACAAAAUAGCGGUGUCAUUUUGACAGCACUAACCACCUGUUUUGCGAGUUCUAAAGAUAAAAAUCCAACAAUUAGGGAUGUUACUUACUUUGGAGCAAUCGAAGAAAUUAUUGAAGUAGAUUAUUGGGGAGCAAUCACAGUAGUUCUAUUCAGAUGUUGUUGGUAUGAAAAGGAUAAGGACUGUUAUGGCCUUACACGCGUCAAUUUCUCUAAAAAUAUUCAAAAGGAUGAUCCUUUUGUUCUAGCUACUCAAGUACAACAAAUUUUCUAUAUUCAAGAUUGUAUUGAAAAUAAUCUGCAUUUUGUUGUAAAGAAAUUACCUAAGGAGUACGAUAAUAUAGGCAUCGAAACUGAUGUCUUGGAGGAUGUUUAUGGACCCACUGUGCAUGAUACAGGAUUGAACUUUAAAAUGCAGAACCAGCGUGAUGAUGUUAGUUGGUGCAGGGAUGACAUGCCGGGUGAAAUGUGCCGUGAAUCGUUUAGUGGAGAUGAAGCUGAUGAUGAAGAUAUUGAAUGA
Molecule: messenger RNA, 3252 nt
Organism: Daucus carota subsp. sativus
Lineage: Eukaryota; Viridiplantae; Streptophyta; Magnoliopsida; Apiales; Apiaceae
Exons: 2
Coding region: 1-3252 (1083 amino acids)
Source: RefSeq, a predicted model, not a curated record